AUGUUGCCACCAGUACUUAUAAUUUCAAUAAGUAUUGUAGCUGUUGAAGUUGUGGUUGGAGCUACUGGAAAUGGAUUUAUCACAGCUGUUAAUAUCAUUAACUGGAUCAAAAGCAAAAAAAUUUCUUCCGCUGAUGUGAUCCUGAUCUUUCUGACCACAUCACGCUUUAUCUUGCAGGUGACAAUAUUGAUGCACAUUCAUAGUCUUUACUUUGUGGAUGUGUUUAAGUUGGCUUCUGUGUACAAAGCUUUUGGUGCUAUAUGGAUGUUUGUAAACCAUGCCAGUUUGUGGUUCAGUACCUGGCUCUUUGUACUCUACAGUGUAAAAAUAAUCAAUGCUACCCAAUGGCUGUUGCUGCAAAUCAAGCUGAGAAUAGCUGGGAUGGUCCCAUGGCUGCUUCUUGGAUCCCUGGUGAUCUCUUCUGUGACUUCUCUUCCUUUACUGUGGAUUGCACCCAGCACUUACCUCUGCAGCUCAACGGGGAACUGUAGAGAAAAUAGCACAGCACAUGCCACUGACUGGGACAGGUCACAUUUCUACCUGCUUCUUCUUUACAUUGUAGGUUGUUUUUUUCCUCUGGUAUUCUCUAUGGUAACCUCAGGUCUAUUAAUUACUUCUUUAUGGAAACACACAAGGAAGAUGCAAUGUUAUGUAGAGACUUUCAGGGAUCCUUCAAUAGAUGUUCACCUAACUGCAAUUAAAUCCAUUAUUUCUUUCUUGGUCCUUUAUCUUUCCAGUUUUAUAGCUCAAAUUCUGCUGAUACUGUCAACUUCUCAAAGUAAAGAUGAUGUCAAAGUUGCAGUAUCCUUAGUUAUAGUUGGGGCAUAUCCUUCCAUACACUCUAUUAUCCUGAUAUUAGUCAAUUCAAAACUGAAACUUGCAUUCAGGAUGCUUUGCCAGCAUCUUAGGUGCCAUUUGAAAAUAUGA
Calypte anna (Anna's hummingbird) is the source of this 927-nucleotide messenger RNA. Its product is annotated as taste receptor type 2 member 40-like. NCBI's taxonomy places the organism in Eukaryota, Metazoa, Chordata, Aves, Apodiformes, Trochilidae. The transcript has a single exon. Gene Ontology annotation, cellular component: membrane. Bases 1 to 927 code for a protein of 308 amino acids. The record is from RefSeq and is a predicted model, not a curated record. Gene Ontology annotation, molecular function: G protein-coupled receptor activity; bitter taste receptor activity. Gene Ontology annotation, biological process: sensory perception of taste; G protein-coupled receptor signaling pathway; detection of chemical stimulus involved in sensory perception of bitter taste.